AUGCGAGGAAUCAUUACCUCAUACUGCCAUGGAAAGCAAGAGGGUGGAGUUCGUGAUUACGCGGUGUUCGGAAUUCAAGAACGUGGAUGUCUUCAAGGAGAGUUGCGGCGUGACUCGGAUCGAGGUGUCGUGGCUGGGUGCGGUGCGACGCUCCACGCCACAUCGCUACUGCUGAGGAUCGACAAUGGGGAUUGGGAUUGGUUUGUGCCGUUGAGCAUGUCGGAUUAUCCAUUGUUGGCCCAAGAUGCGACUGUGGGUUUGCGCGUGAAGGUCGAUGGCGGGUCGCGUUCUGACGUGAGGAUGGUGAUGCUCGGGUCUCAACGAGAGGAGGCGACGAGAUUUCUUCUUCUCUGCGUGAGAAGGAAGAAAGACGAUGGCGAGGGUUGA
Messenger RNA from Striga asiatica, 387 nucleotides. The record is from the annotation of a GenBank genome assembly. NCBI's taxonomy places the organism in Eukaryota, Viridiplantae, Streptophyta, Magnoliopsida, Lamiales, Orobanchaceae.